CAGGGUGCUUGUGUGUCUCUGAGCAGGGCUGUGUCUCUGAGCAGGGCUGUGUCUCUGAGCAGGGUCGUUGUGUAUCUCUGAGCAAGGUGCUUGUGUGUUCUCAGUGCUCGCAGGUUUGUUUGCUGUGGGGGAGGCAGGCAGGCAGCACGCCCAGUCUAAUUGCAGGUGCUCUGCGAUCACGUUGAACCACAGCUCCAAGAAGGUGAUUAAACAAACCUGUUUGAGAGGUUUUAAAUGUCAACAUGAGCAGGAGAGAGAGAGGGGGGUGAAAAUCUUUUGAGAAAGAGUGAGAGUGAGAGAUAGAAAGUCUGCAGCCUCCUCAUUGAAGUGCAAUCCAGACCUUUCAAUACAUCUGCUCUGCCCCCACUGAUACAUGUGAAGGGUUUCUGUAUUCAUACAGUGAAGGGUUUCUGUCUUCAUACAGUGAAGGGUUUCUGUGUUCAUACUGUGAAAGGUUUCUGUAUUCAUACAGUGCUGACCUGACACCUGAAUUUGGGGUUAAAUACCUCAUUAGUAGAGGGGGAGAGGAAUGCAGUUUAGUCUAGACUCGCCCGUUUAACCUGAUCACACAUGUAACGAGGGAGGAGGAGGAGGAGGGGGAGUGGCAGAUAAAACGAAUAAAACUCCUGAGUCAUGGGACAACUGGGCAAAGGGGAACGAGAGAGAGGAGAGAGAGACCAUGGGCUCAAACACCACGAGUUUGUAAGCAGCCCUAAUGAAGUAGAGAGAACGGGGAAACAAGAAAAGAGAAGAAAAUAACAAAACAAGACCUCUCCCUUUAGAGGAAAACAAAAGAAAGAAAAGAGGGAAGGAGACAGCUCCACAGUAAACAAGAGGAAAGCGACAGAGCGAGCCUUGAAUCAGAAAGAAAGAAAAGAUAACAAGCAAAGAACAGAAACAAGAUUUUUCCGUUAGUGCUACUCCUCUGUGCACAGACAGACAGACAGACAGACAGACAGACAGACAGAGCUCUGCUAGGUUCAGACUGCACUCAUUUCUGGUAGACAUUUCUCAAGGCAAGGUCAGAACGCUGUGUUCAUUGGGCUGCAUGCUGACAGGAGAAUGGGUCAGAAACUGGUUACCAGUUUGCUCUGGCAGCUGGGAGGCAGCGAGGAGUCCAAGGCAGGCUUCUCCAUCCCUGUGCACCCCCCUCCCAGUGCCUCGCAGGCCCUCUGUUCUCUUGCCGACACAGGCGCCCUGUCGGCUCCUGAUAGGCUGGCUGAGCUGCUGGCCCUGCCCCCCUGCUCCCCUGAGGUCCAAUCACAACACGGCUGGAAUGCCCAAGACUCCUCCCCCUGCAUGACAGUCUGCGGAUCACCUUUGACCUUCAAGAGGCGCCCCACCGCCCAGACGACCGACAGCAUUCGAGGUAGAAUGGGGUACAUGAGUGGCCUGCAUGUGUGGGAGAUCUCAUGGCCCCCGUCUCAGCGCGGGACGCACGCCGUUGUGGGGGUCUCCACCACGCAGGCCCCCCUGCAGGCCGAGGGGUACCAGGCUCUGCUGGGCAGUGACCCUCACUCCUGGGGUCUGGACCUGGGGAAAGGGGUGCUGUACCACAGGGGGCAGGCACAGAGAUACCCCACAGGGCGCUGGGCAGAGGAAAUUACCUCGUCGGGGUUCCCUGAGCGCAUCCUGGUGGUGCUGGACCUGCAGUGUGGCACUCUGGGAUAUGCUUUGGAGGAUGGGAGGUAUCUGGGCGUGGCUUUCCAGGGGUUGAAGGGCGCGGCCUUUCACCCGGCCGUGAGUGCAGUGUGGGGUCAGUGUGAGGUCACCAUCAGAUAUCGGAACGGACUGAAACCUCAGCCCCUCUCUCUGCAGCAGCUGUGUCGGCAGUCCGUGAGGGAGGCUUUAGGACCCAGCAGGCUGGCGGGAGUGUGGGGCCUGCCUCUGCCCUCGGCUGUGCAGAGCUCCCUGCUGCAGCACUGAGGCCCCAGCCGGCCUCCGUGUCAGGCUGUGCUGCCGGCAGGCUCAUCCAACGUCCACCAUCUUGGCUCCAGGUUGUCUGUAGUUUAUCCAUGGCACCAGUGUCCUGCUCUGUAACCCAUUCUCCACAAUCACACCGGUCGCACCGAGCAAGAUGGGCCUGCUACUGUGACAGGCUAAGAGCUGGCAGGACUCUGAGCCGAGCCUCUGAACCACAAACACUGAUGAAACUGCAGCAGACGGCCAUCUUGGCUCCAGCUUCCCUCUGGUUUCUAUGCAGCACUGGCUCUGCAUGUGGAGCCACAAUGGCGUUAGUUUAUUUGAUUGUAAAAGUCACAUGAUUUCACUGUCUGACGAAGGCAUCAGCAAAAAUGCUUGUGCUUGACUCUCCCCAUCUCUCUCUCUCUCUCUCUCUCUCUCUCUCUAUGACGAGGGCAGUCUGCCCGAUAGCUUGUCUAACCCUCUUGUGUGUAUUUUUGUAUGUUUGUUUGACAAGGGCUCUGAUUGCAGAACUCUGUAAAUAUGAUUGAGCUGCUCUGUACACACGGAGAGUCAUAAAUUAGACCUCAUUCCAAUGAUAUUAACACACAGAGCUGUGAACCUCAGCAACCACACAUUCCAGCAAGACAGCAAAGCACAGCAGAGCCCCCAGGCUGCAGUGCUCUACCAUCAGCACAGGGCUGGGCUCUACAGCUCCCAUGCAUUGCAAUAGCAUGUUAGAGCAGGUUACAGCAUCUGAAUGUUUGUGUGGAGCAGCAAACCCAACACUGUAACAAUCUGAAAUAAAUACAAAAGUAAAAACCACUAUCUCUAUACAUUCAAAAUCAAUUGUACUUUCUCAUUCACCAUGUUUAGAACAACUAAAAGAAACAGAAUAAAUUCAAUGACAAACGUUUAGACUAGAAAGUACAGAGAGCCUUCUAGUGGAAACAUUUGCCAUUGAAUUUACACUGAAGAUGCUGAGAAAGACUUCUACUAAAUUCAUUAAGUUUCUUUCAGUGUUUCUAAAUUGAGCAGUGAGUCUGGCUGGUUAAGCAGGGGGAGUCAGUGAGUGUGAGUGUACCCUCAUAGCCUGCAGGCGGAGUCAGUGAGUGUGCCCUCAUAGCCUGCAGGGGGAGUCAGUGAGAGUGAGUGUGCCCUCAUAGCCCUGCAGGGGGAGUCAGUGAGAGUGAGUGUGCCCUCAUAGCCCUGCAGGGGGAGUCAGUGAGAGUGAGUGUGCCCUCAUAGCCCUGCAGGGGGAGUCAGUGAGAGUGAGUGUGCCCUCAUAGCCCUGCAGGGGGAGUCAGUGAGAGUGAGUGUGCCCUCAUAGCCCUGCAGGGGGAGUCAGUGAAUGUGAGUUUGAGUGUGCCCUCAUAGCCUGCAGGGGGAGUCAGUGAGAGUGAGUGUGCCCUCAUAGCCUGCAGGGGGAGUCAGUGAGAGUGAGUGUGCCCUCAAAGCCCUGCAGGGGGAGUCAGUGAGAGUGCUUUACAAUGCUUCCCUAUGCGUCACCAGACCUCUCUGUGCUUUACAAAGCUUCCCUAUGCUUUACCAGACCUAUCUGUGCUUUACAAAGCUUUCCUAUACUUUACCAGACCUCUCUGUGCUUUACAAAGCUUCCCUAUGCUUUUCCAGACCUCUCUGUGCUUUACAAAGCUUCCCUAUGCUUUACCAGACCUCUCUGUGCUUUACAAAGCUACCCUAUGCUUUACCAGACCUCUCUGUGCUUUACAAAGCUUCCCUAUGCUUUACCAGACCUCUCUGUGCUUUACAAAGCUUCCCUAUGCUUUUCCAGACCUCUCUGUGCUUUACAAAGCUUCCCUAUGCGUUACCAGACCUCUCUGUGCUUUACAAAGCUUCCCUAUACUUUACCAGACCUCUCUGUGCUUUACAAAGCUUCCCUAUGCGUUACCAGACCUCUCUGUGCUUUACAAAGCUUCCCUAUACUUUACCAGACCUCUCUGUGCUUUACAAAGCUUCCCUAUGCGUUACCAGACCUCUCUGUGCUUUACAGUGCUCUAGUUAUUACACUUGGCUUUGCUUUUACUAUGGGACACUUUUAUAAGGGAACACAGUUACAGUAAUAAUUCUGAAUGUAAUAGUUUUGAGCGGAGUAUCACAGUUCUCUUAAUGAUGUUCACAUUCACGCUGUAUCCUUUCCUGUGCCAGGCAUCACACCCAGGAGCCACUGUGCCCUCGGCAUAGCUCUCACAAUCAUGUGGAACCCGACCUGCCUCCUAGAGGAGUCAGUAUAUACUGCAUCUAUAUACUCACACACACACUGAUACACACACACUGACACACACUGAUACACACACUGAUACACCGAUACACACACUGAUACACACACAGAGAGACACACACACACACUGACCCCCCCCCCCCCCCCCCCACACACACACACACACCUCCCCUCCUCACAUCAUGUAACUGUACCAUGCAGACCUUGUGCACUGAACUUUCAUUGUAGUGCUCAAAAUGGUUAGGGUCAAGAUGAUUUUAAUAAAAAAAUAUAUAUGUAUUUCAACUAAGAAUAUUCAAACACUAUUAUUCAGGACUUUCAGUUAGUUUUGAAGAAUGCAGCUCUUACUAGGUAGUGGGGGGCAUGAUGUCAUCGAGGCGCAUUGCGCAAGGGGGGUGUCACCCUCCCACUGGAAGCUGUUGAAAAAAGGGAUUCAAAUGCUGCAACUUUGGGUGGUUUAAGCAUGUGCUAGACUAUUUCAUUUAUUAUUGUUUGAUGCUGAAGCUAUUCAUGAAUAAGUUAGUAUUCCUCAAUUCAGUUGCAUAAUAUUAUAUACAGACGUGCUCAAAUUUGUUGGUACCCUUACAGCUCAUUGAAAUAAUGCUUCAUUCCUCCUGAAAAGUGAUGAAAUUAAAAGCUAUUUUAUCAUGUAUACUUGCAUGCCUUUGGUAUGUCAUAGAAUAAAGCAAAGAAGCUGUGAAAA
Molecule: messenger RNA, 4844 nt
Organism: Acipenser ruthenus (sterlet)
Lineage: Eukaryota; Metazoa; Chordata; Actinopteri; Acipenseriformes; Acipenseridae
Product: SPRY domain-containing SOCS box protein 2-like
Exons: 5
Coding region: 1063-1926 (287 amino acids)
Biological process (GO): proteasome-mediated ubiquitin-dependent protein catabolic process
Cellular component (GO): SCF ubiquitin ligase complex
Molecular function (GO): protein binding
Source: RefSeq, a predicted model, not a curated record